This is a messenger RNA of Cygnus atratus (black swan), 934 nucleotides long. RefSeq names its product GABA type A receptor associated protein like 2 (gene GABARAPL2). The transcript has 4 exons. Gene Ontology annotation, molecular function: ubiquitin protein ligase binding. Gene Ontology annotation, biological process: autophagosome assembly; macroautophagy; autophagy of mitochondrion. The record is from RefSeq and is a predicted model, not a curated record. Bases 111 to 464 code for a protein of 117 amino acids. NCBI's taxonomy places the organism in Eukaryota, Metazoa, Chordata, Aves, Anseriformes, Anatidae. Gene Ontology annotation, cellular component: cytosol; autophagosome; autophagosome membrane.
GUUGUGACAGGGACCGUGACAGCGACAGGCCCCGCCGCCCGGCACGAGUCCCUGCCCGCCCGCACUCGGGCCUUGCCGCCGCCGGCUCCGCUUCCUGCCCGGCCCGCGCCAUGAAGUGGAUGUUCAAGGAGGACCACGCGCUGGAGCACAGAUGUGUCGAGUCAGCAAAAAUCCGAGCCAAAUACCCUGACCGUGUCCCGGUCAUAGUGGAGAAGGUCUCAGGAUCUCAGAUUGUUGAUAUUGACAAGAGGAAGUACUUAGUUCCAUCUGACAUCACUGUGGCCCAGUUUAUGUGGAUCAUCAGGAAGAGGAUUCAGCUGCCCUCUGAGAAGGCAAUAUUCCUCUUUGUAGAUAAGACUGUCCCACAGUCUAGCUUAACUAUGGGACAACUUUAUGAGAAGGAGAAGGAUGAAGAUGGAUUCUUAUAUGUUGCCUACAGUGGAGAGAACACAUUUGGUUUCUGAAUGGUGGGUCUUGGCUACUAUACCAUCCUGCUGUGUAUCUUGUAAAUAGCUGAUCAUUUUCUGUUCUGACAUCCACAUAAGUUUCUUCUAUAUACAUGUAUUUGUAACUGGAUUUAUUUCCUAAUGUAUCUAUAGGUCUUGUUUUAUUAGACUGUUAAAUUAUAAAAAAAAGUGUGUUUUUUCUCAUGGCUAUGGAAUCGCAGAGCCUCACUCCUUUAGGGGAUACAUUUAAUGGCAUUGAUUAAAUAAUAAAGUAAAGUAGUUGAGCUACUAAAACAUGAAAAGAAUGCACAUUUAUUCUGUUUUAAGGAGUUAAUUUAUGAAAAAUAAAAACAUUAAAUUAGUAUUGGGAACACUGGAUUUGCUAGGUUAUCCUAAGCAGUAGCAAGAUGCUGAUCAUGUUGAAUCGAGAAAGUAUGUUCCUCUUUCUCAAUUAACAGAGUACAAUAAAAAUUCCUACCACAAACAGA